GCCGUUAUGCAGAAAGCCGAAAAGCGCCUCCAGGCCCUUACCCAAAAGUACUCGGGUUUUUCCAAACACGACUAUUCCAAACUCGAUGUGACUAAUAAAAUUUUUAAAAAACCGUUCCCUAAAACCGCGUUUUUUCUCCUUGUCCCGCUUCUCCUACUCACGACUCAAAUAAAUUUUUUUGACUCGUCUUCGUGUUUAAUCGACAUGCCAUCUGACUCAUCGAAAUGGUUCCGAGAACCCGAAUCUUGCGACAUUUGCGAGGGCGUGACAGAAGUCCCAAAAAUCAAAAACAUUUCGCCUUCUGAAUUCUACUCGAAUUUUGUAACAUCGGCGAAGCCCGUCGUUGUGACCGACGGUGCGACCACUUGGCCGGCGUCCCAAAAAUUCUCAUUUGAUUUUUUCAAAAACUUGUACGCGAAUUCUGACUCGAAUUUUUGCCAGUUUUUUCCCUACAAGACCGAAUUCACUUCUCUGGAAGAAGUGUUAGAGAUGGACCCCAAAAGGGCUAAUUUGGAGCCAGGCCAAAAGCCCUGGUACAUAGGCUGGAGCAAUUGUAACGAUAAUGCGGGAAAAAUCCUACGCGAGUAUUACAACACCCCGUAUUUUCUGCCCAACACGUCGGAAAACAUCGCCCUGAAUUGGAUUUUCAUGGGGGGACCCGGACAAGGGGCCCACAUGCAUGUCGAUAAUGUGCAAUACCCGUCUUGGCAAGCACAAAUAAAAGGGCGAAAAUUAUGGAGACUGGCCCCACCCCCUGAAUGUCUUUACAAAUGUCAAGAAAUACAAGUUAUUGUGGAGUCGGGUGAAAUAAUCAUCGUCGAUACAAAUCGUUGGUAUCACCAAACUUUUAUUUUGCCAGGCGAGAUAAGUAUCACAAUUGGAGCUGAAUUCGAUUAAGUGUACUCAAAAUCCUACCAAAUACAGUCAUUGUAGCAUGUCAA
This is a messenger RNA of Tribolium madens (black flour beetle), 941 nucleotides long. RefSeq names its product bifunctional arginine demethylase and lysyl-hydroxylase JMJD6. The transcript is spliced from 4 exons. The coding region runs from base 7 to 897 and encodes 296 amino acids. The record is from RefSeq and is a predicted model, not a curated record. Lineage: Eukaryota; Metazoa; Arthropoda; Insecta; Coleoptera; Tenebrionidae.